Molecule: messenger RNA, 1863 nt
Organism: Closterium sp. NIES-65
Lineage: Eukaryota; Viridiplantae; Streptophyta; Zygnematophyceae; Desmidiales; Closteriaceae
Source: the annotation of a GenBank genome assembly
AUGGCGGAUAGUGACUGUAGAACCAGGCUUUUCUCUAGUCCGGAAGGCUGCUCGUUAGCUCUGAGCGACAGCGCGAGGAGCGGCAGCGGCAGCGGCAGCGGCAGCAGCUGCAGAGCCAGCGAUUCUAGCAACAAUAUUGCCGGCAACAGCGUUAGCGCUGGCAGCAGGAUUAACGCCGGCAGCAGCAGCAGCGGCGGCCGAAACGCCGCGGCGCACCUCAAGGCAGUGCUGGCAACAGUGUUGGGCGAGUUCCGUGACGUUGACACGACAGAAGCAGUGUCGCAGAUUGCAGAGCUCUGCCAACUGCUCUCAGUCACCGACCCGCACUGUCUUCCCAGCGCAGUGACUCACCUUUCAACGCGCGCAUGGCACUGCGAGCAGCUGCUGCGGCGGAUGCAGCAGACCCAGGCCAGCCUGCAGACAAGACAGGAGCAGGUCACAGCUCUGGCUGAGUGCAUCGAGAGCUGGAAGGCGCAGCUGCCAUCGGACGAUGACAUCAGCAGGGCCACUGAUGACGUGGCAGACAAAAUCAGGAGAACGGCACAGGAGCAGCAGCAGCUGAGCCUGCAGCGAUCUGCCGCUCAGGGCUCACUAGAAGCUGCGGGGUACAGUGCUGACGUGGACAUGGCUGCCCUGUUACAGCUGGCAGCGGAGGUGCAGGGGGAGGAGGAGGAGGUGGGGCGCCUGCAGCAUGAUCUCGCCAUCUACUCUGACCUGCCCACGGUGCGGUGUGGACAUCAAUCUCGCGCGGACACACUUGCAGAGGGAGAGGGAGCGCCCGAGGUCUUUCUCUCGGAAGCUGGAGGACAUCACUCUGGCUCGCACGCACCUGCAGAGGGAGAGGGAGCGCCCGAGGUCUUUCUCUCGGAAGCUGGAUGCGUGGAGCAUGGGGGAGGAGGUGGAGGGGGAGGAGGGAGAGUGAUUCCUCAGUGUGACUCGUCCCCCCCCCUGUGUCUGCCCCCCUCAGGACAUCACUCUGGCUCGCACGCACCUGCAGAGGGAGAGGGAGCGCCCGAGGUCUUUCUCUCGGAAGCUGGAUGCGUGGAGCAUGGGGGAGGAGGUGGAGGGGGAGGAGGGAGAGUGAUUCCUCAGUGUGACUCGUCCCCCCCCCUGUGUCUGCCCCCCUCAGGACAUCACUCUGGCUCGCACGCACCUGCAGAGGGAGAGGGAGCGCCCGAGGAUAUCACUCUGGCUCGCACACACUUGCAGAGGGAGAGGGAGCGCCUGAGGGCCUUGUCUCGAAAGCUAGAGGCAUGGAGCAUGGGGGAGGAGGUGGAGGAUGGGGAGGACAGGGAGGGGUACGGGCAUCAGUCUCCCGGAGAGGGAGGGGGGAUGGGGACGUGGGGCGUGGGGGGCCAAGGGGAGGGGCGUAGGGGCGUGGAGCGAUCGCCUGGUGACUCGAUGAUGAUGCAAGGUGGGGAGAGGGAGGGUGGGGACGUGGAGGAUGGGGGAGCUAUAGGAGGGUGGGGUGGGGGCUCGUGCGACACAGGGGACCGGCCCACAUGCACUGGCAGGCCGGACGGUGAAGGCAGAGGGGGCAAGGGGGAUGAGUUGGAUGCGGUGGAGUGUGGUGAGUGGCUGCAGUGGGGCGAGCUGGGUUUGACUGCGUCCAGGUGGGAUGUGGGGGAGGUGCAACUGAGGGAGGGGUGGGCCAGGGAAGAUUGGGACACGAGGGAGGGUGAGUGGGAGGAGAAGCAGGAGGAAGGGGAGGAGAAGCAGGAGGAAGGGGAGGAGGUGGAAGAGGCAGGGGAGGAGGAAGUGGAGGAGUGGGGGAAUGACGAAUUGAAGGAAGAGUCAAAGGAGGAAACGGAGCUUGCAGUUGGGAUGGGGGAUUCUGAGGGGGAAGGAGAGAAGGGGGAGUGA